AUGUCCCAAAUUGCCGAGACGAAUCUUACUGACCAGUUGGACAAUGAGGAAGUCCGUGAGAUACUCAAAAACACUACCGAUCUCCGGCAGUAUUCACGACAAAUCGAAAAAGAAUUCAAAGAGGUGGAGAACAAGAGUAUCGAAGACUACAUCAAGGAAUCGCAAAACAUUGCUGCCCUUCACAACCAGAUUGGAGAAUGUGACGAUGUCCUCGAACGUAUGGAGAAUAUGUUGAUGAAUUUCCAAAGUGUCCUCAGCAAUAUAAGUACGGAAAUAACACAGCUGCAAAAGAAGAGUGUCGCCAUGUCGGUACAAUUGACAAAUCGUCAAUCGGUUAAGGCCCAGCUGUCACAAUUCAUUGAAGACAUGGCGGUGUCGGAGGAAAUGAUAAUGUCCAUUAUGGAGACGCCAGUGACGGAAAAGGAAUUCGAAAAACAAUUGAACAUUUUAAAUCAUAAGCUAUCGCUGGUCAAAGAGUUGAGUUUUAAAGAAUCCAAAGCCACUGCAGAUGUGGCAGAUGUUUUGCAUAAAUUGCGGCUGAAGGCUAUGUCGAAAAUUCGUCAAUAUAUGCUGGAGCAAAUUUAUAAGUUCCGGCGACCCAUGACAAACUAUCAGAUACCACAGAAUGCUAUGUUGAAACAUAAAUUCUUCUUUGAAUUUGUGUUGUCUAAUGAGCGGCAGGUGGCCCAGGAGAUAUGUAAUGAGUAUAUCGAUACGAUGAGUAAGAUCUAUUAUAGUUAUUUUAAGAGCUAUUCAUCCCGCCUGGCUGGUUUGAAAUUUGAAGAAUCCUGUACUAAAGAUGAUUUAAUGGGAAUUGAAGAUAAUGUCUCGAAGGGCCUGUUUGCCAAGACUACCAGUUUGAAACAUAAGAGUACAAUUUUCACCAUUGGCAAGCGAGGUGAUAUUCUGAAUCAACAGCUAGAGGCUCCCAUUAUUGUUCCGCACGCUCAAAUGAAAAAUAGGUACACCUUUGAGGCACUUUUCCGUUCCGAACAAUACGCCCUCGUUGAUAAUGCCUGUCGUGAAUAUUUAUUCGUAACGGAAUUCUUUAUGGUACGUGGUGCCCAAGCCCAGGAUCUCUUCAAUCAAAUUAUGGGCAAAACCUUGACAUUGAUGAUUAAAAAUUUGGAAACCAGUAUUCAAGAUUGCUUCGAUACCAUAGCUAUGUUCCUCUGUAUCCAAUUAAUAUUCCGCUAUCAAUUGAUGUGCCACAAACGAUGUGUACCUGCAUUGGAUAAAUAUUGGGAUUCAUUGCAGGCGGUAUUUUGGCCCAGGUUUGAACAUGUAUUCCGUUUGAAUAUACAAAGUAUACGAGAUUGUGAUCCAACAAAAUUUAGCAAAGAAAUGGGACCGCACUAUAUAACCCGCCGCUAUGCUGAAUUCUCUGCAGCCAUAGUGGGCAUCUCAGAACAUUUUCCCAAUGAAUUGGUUAGUCGCCUCCUGCUCGAGCUACAAAAUGAAGUUGAAUGCUUUAUUCUACGUAUGGCUGCCAUAUUUCCCAAUCGUAAAGAACAGCUAAUCUAUUUAAUAAAUAAUUAUGAUCUCGUCCUGGGUGUCCUUAUGGAACAUACACGUGAUAACUCCAAAGAAGCAUCAGCAUUCCGGGAACAAUUAAAUGCUCGCAGCGCCGAAUAUGUUGAAGAAAUUAUUGCACCGCAUUUUGGUGGUAUUAUACAAUUUGUUAAAGAAUGUGAACCACUGUAUGAAAAGGAACAACUUGAAGAGAUCCGAAAACAGGAACGUAGAAGUUUGGCAUUGGUUGCUAGUUUUUCAUCAAGUUGGAAAAAAUCCCUAGAAGAAUUAAAUCGUGAAGUAUUAUUAUCAUUCCCCUCGCUACUGACCGGGUCACAGUUAUUGCAAUUGGCCUUGGCUAGUUUAGUGCAAUAUUAUCAUCGUUUCCAUAAACUACUGACACCAAAUGCCCGUGCCCAAUUGACAAAUAUCCAUGUGGUUAUGGUUGAGAUGAAAAAAUAUAAAUGUAAUUAUUAAGA
Molecule: messenger RNA, 1991 nt
Organism: Musca vetustissima
Lineage: Eukaryota; Metazoa; Arthropoda; Insecta; Diptera; Muscidae
Product: vacuolar protein sorting-associated protein 52 homolog
Exons: 6
Coding region: 1-1989 (662 amino acids)
Biological process (GO): lysosomal transport; retrograde transport, endosome to Golgi; endocytic recycling
Cellular component (GO): GARP complex
Molecular function (GO): syntaxin binding
Source: RefSeq, a predicted model, not a curated record